Molecule: messenger RNA, 1959 nt
Organism: Triticum urartu
Lineage: Eukaryota; Viridiplantae; Streptophyta; Magnoliopsida; Poales; Poaceae
Product: putative FBD-associated F-box protein At5g56390
Molecular function (GO): protein binding
Source: RefSeq, a predicted model, not a curated record
CGUAAGCCCUGUCUGUAAGUCUAUCAUUUUCGAAAAAAAACCCUCCUCCGCUCAGCUCCGGCGAGUCCUGUCCUCUCUCCUGCUGCCCCUCCGCACCGCCCUGCCCCUUCCGCUUCCCGAGAAACCAAACCGCAGCCUCCUUCGACCAUGCGAGAUGGUCUCCGGCCGCGGCGCCAGUCGCCUCCGCCGGGCAAGGAGACGAGGGUGGCCGGUUUCGGUCCUAAUACUUCCAAGAAGAGGAAGCUAGCGGGACACCAGCGCCGUGAAGAGGUGCCGCCGGCGGCAGUGGGCCUGGAUAUCCACGAAGAAGUGAUAGCGCCGACGCCGGGGGCGCCAGAUCCGAAAUCGACGGGCAAACUGCCCGCCGGAGGGGAGGUAGACGGAGGAGCCGUGGACCGCAUCAGCAACCUCCACGACGAUAACCUCCGCCACAUCGUCUCCCUCCUCCCCGUCAAGGACGGCGCCCGCACCCAGAUCCUCGCGUCCCGGUGGCGCCACCUCUGGCGCUCCGCCCCUCUCAAUCUCGACUACCGUGAGUUCCCCUCCGGCUGCUUGCCCCCUUACAUCGAUUCCCGCAUUGCCGUCAUCUCGCACAUCCUUUCCUCCCACCCGGGGCCCGGCCGCCGCUUCUGCAUCGAACCGUGCUACCUCCACGCCCCGGAGGCUACCGUCGACGCCUGGCUCCGGUCCGCCGCUCUGGACAAAUUGCAGGAGCUUGAGACCGGCUCUACUAUAUGCAUUGACCCGCCGCCAGCGUCCACAUUCCGCUUCUCGGCCACCCUCUGUGUUGCCACCUUGGGAAAAUGCAGCCUCCCUGACGACAUCGUCCAAGGGCUUCACUUUCCCCUCCUUAAGCAGCUCGGGCUCGAUAGUGUCCGCAUCACAGAGUUCUCGCUGGACAGCUUGAUUGCCGGAUGCACACCUGCUCUGGAGUGCUUGCUGAUCGACCGAUGCUCUGGCUUCCGUAGCGUCCGGAUCAACUCCCUUAGCCUUAUAAGCAUUGGUGUGCGUCCUGAAUGCUAUUGUGCCAUCCCAUUUCGGGAACUCAUCAUCGAGAAUACGCCUUCUCUUGAGAGGUUGCUCCAUCUUGAUUUUUCCAUUGGUAUCCAUGUAUCAAUAGUCUCCGCGCCGAAGUUGCAGACCCUAGGCUGCCUUUCUGAUGUCACCUUGCCUACAUUUGCGGAGAGCUUAAACGGCAUUUCUGGUGGGUUUCGUAACUCAGAUCAGGAUCGUCUUCCCAUGUUCGUGUUUGGCUCCACAGUUAUUAAGGGACCACGUGUUGAUAAGCUGACAACGGCAGUGCGGACAGUAAAGACUUUAGCUGUACAGAUGGGAACUCUUAGUCUGGAUACAGUUAUUGAGUUGAUGAGAUGCUUUCCAUCCUUGGAGAAGAUGUACAUUCAGCCACGUUCAGAAGGGGAAAACAAUGUGUGGCGUCGUAAGCACCGCAAUUUCAUCAGAAGUUUUGAUAUCCCUAUAAAGACAAUAGCAUUGGAAUGUUAUGAGGGCUCCAAGUCUGAAGUUGACUUUGUCACAUUCUUUGUACUGAACGCGAGACUGUUGGAGUUGAUGACAUUUCACAUUCAGUCCCAUGUUAACACGGAGGUGUUCUUUGCAGAGCAGCGCAGGGAGCUUCAGCUGGAGAAAAAGGCUUCCAAAGGUGCCCAGUUUCAUUUUACAGUCGGUAGAUGUGUCCGCAGUGUUUGGACUAUGCGUCAUGUACGUGAUUUGGGUUUAAUUGAUCCAUUCGCAUGUUGACACUGAAACCAGUUUUGGCCCAUUUUGGAGCUAUUCUUGCUUAUCAGCCUUUCUGAAAAAAAAUGAGAACGAAUCAAUAAUGGUUGCUGCAGCCAAAGAAGAAAACUUAUGUAGGUGCUCAUUUUGAUUCCAGUAGAACAUCACUAAGACUGACAGAUUGAUAAUAUGAUCUGUUGUAGUUUAUCAUGGUCAUUUUGGCUA